GUCAGCGACUGUUGUGAUUCUCUGAUCAGUUUCUCUGCCGAAAAAUCUGAAAUAUUUGUAGAAUUUGCAGCUUCCUUCUUCUUCUCCGGUUGAUCGUUCUCAUACGUUUAGCAGUCAUGAAUCCCGAAUACGACUAUCUUUUCAAGCUUUUGCUUAUUGGAGAUUCUGGAGUUGGCAAAUCAUGUCUCCUUCUCAGAUUUGCUGAUGAUUCGUAUCUUGAGAGUUACAUUAGUACCAUUGGAGUGGACUUCAUAAGUGAUCCAUGUCAUUCUGUUCAAUGUCUUCGUAAUCAUUGUUUGCAGUAUAUCAGUGACGAUUGCAUUCUCGUGUAGAAAAUGCGCACAGUGGAACAGGAUGGGAAAACCAUUAAACUUCAAAUUUGGGACACAGCUGGUCAAGAGCGUUUUAGGACAAUCACCCGCAGUUACUAUCGUGGGGCUCAUGGCAUAAUUGUGGUUUAUGAUGUGACUGAUCAAGAGAGCUUCAAUAAUGUCAAGCAAUGGUUGAGUGAAAUUGAUCGAUAUGCAAGUGAUAGUGUAAACAAGCUUCUUGUGGGAAAUAAGUGUGAUCUCACAGCGCAAAAAGUAGUUUCCACUGAGACAGCUCAGGAUUUCGCUGAUGAAAUUGGUAUUCCAUUCAUGGAAACAAGUGCAACCAAUGUGGAGCAGGCUUUCAUGGCCAUGGCUGCUUCAAUCAAGAACAGAAUGGCGAGCCAACCCGCAUCAAAUAAUGCUCGGCCUCCAACUGUGCAGAUCCGUGGACAACCUGUUAACCAAAAGAGUGGUUGCUGCUUGACUUGAAAGGAUGAAGUUACGUUAGCACGAUGAUGCUUCUGAUCUGAUGUAGCAUGUAAAAUUAGUCGCAAUGGUUUGACUGAUGUUUCAGCCUUUCGCCAAAACCCCCAUUCUUUGCAAUGUAUUUGAUUUUUGUACAAAAACUAGGAAUAUGGGUGGAAUUAGUAGGUUUGCUUUCAUUCCAUACUUAAUAUUGCUUCAGCUUUAAAAAUCACCCUUGAACUUAAUGGUAACUGAACAAGUUAGCCCAACGUCUAACAGAUUAUGUGGGAAAUGCUAGUUAUCAACGAGUUAGUGGUUAGGAA
This is a messenger RNA of Solanum stenotomum, 1099 nucleotides long. RefSeq names its product GTP-binding protein YPTM2. Gene Ontology annotation, molecular function: GTPase activity; GTP binding. NCBI's taxonomy places the organism in Eukaryota, Viridiplantae, Streptophyta, Magnoliopsida, Solanales, Solanaceae. The record is from RefSeq and is a predicted model, not a curated record. The transcript is spliced from 7 exons. Bases 336 to 800 code for a protein of 154 amino acids.